UAAAUUAAGGCACCCCCCAAAGCAAAACAACUCCAAGCCUCCAAAACCCUCAUGAGAAUCCAAGUCUAGUAGAAAAGAUCAGGAAGAGGGAUAGAACACAAGUCUCGUGCAAACCAAACAGCAUGUGCAAUACCGCGCCCUCCGCUCCGCUCUCUUCCUCCACCAAAAAGACCAACCUCUUAAUGCACGAACACUCGGAAGAGGACCUCCAAAGAUGGCCUACUCUCCGCGAGGUGGUAGAGGAAAUGAGAGCUAUAGGAAAGAUAUCGAUCCCCACAGCUGCAACUGGUCUGGUCCUCUAUUCUCGUGCCAUGAUCUCGAUGCUCUUCCUCGGCUACCUUGGUGAUCUCGAGCUCGCAGGUGGCUCCCUCUCCAUCGGCUUCGCCAACAUCACCGGCUACUCGGUCCUGGCAGGCCUUGCCAUGGGCAUGGAGCCCAUAUGUGGGCAGGCCUAUGGUGCCAAGCAGCGCAAGCUCCUGGGCCUCACCCUCCAAAGAACCAUUCUCCUCCUCCUCUCUGCUUCCCUUCCUAUCUCCUUCCUUUGGCUCAACAUGAAGAGAAUUCUGCUAUGGUGCGGCCAGGAUGAGAAAAUCUCCUCCACCGCCCACACCUUCAUCAUCUUCGCUGUCCCGGACCUCAUCCUCCUCUCCUUCCUCCACCCUCUUAGAAUCUAUCUCAGAUCGCAGAAUAUAACCUUGCCGGUCACCUACUGCUCCUUCAUCUCCGUCUUCUUCCACGUCCCGUUAAACUACCUCCUCGUCGUGCACCUGAGAAUGGGCAUCGCUGGUGUGGCCUUGGCAAUGGUCUGGACUAAUCUGAAUCUCUUCCUUUGCUUGCUUCUCUUCAUACUUGUCUCUGGAGUCUACAGGGACUCAUGGGUCAGCCCCAGUGCCGACUGUCUCAAAGGGUGGUCGGCGCUGCUCAGGCUCGCCGUGCCGACCUGCGUCUCGGUGUGCCUCGAAUGGUGGUGGUACGAGUUCAUGAUAAUGCUGUGCGGCCUGUUGGUGAACCCCAAGGCCACCGUGGCAUCCAUGGGAAUACUGAUCCAGACGACGGCCCUGGUCUAUGUCUUCCCCUCGGCACUCAGCCUUGGGGUGUCCACCCGAGUGGGAAAUGAGUUAGGAGCAAAUCGGCCGGCCAAUGCCCAGAGAGCUACAAUUGUGUCCUUGGCCUGCGCACUUGUCCUCGGACUAAUGGCCAUGGCGUUCACGACCUCGAUGAGGCACCGGUGGGGGAGGCUGUUCACCAAGGAUGAGAAUAUUUUGGAGCUCACCGCGGUGGCCCUGCCAAUCGCCGGACUCUGCGAGCUCGGCAACUGCCCGCAGACGACCGGUUGCGGUGUGCUGAGAGGGAGUGCAAGGCCGACCACUGGGGCUAAUAUUAAUUUGGGCUCAUUCUACUUGGUCGGGAUGCCGGUCGCCAUUUUGAUGGGGUUCGUCGCCGGCAUGGGCUUCGCCGGCCUGUGGUUGGGACUGCUUGCGGCGCAGGCAUCAUGUGCGACGUUAAUGGCGUAUGCGCUCAUUAUGACGGAUUGGAAGGUGGAGGUGGAGAGAGCUAAGGAGCUGACAAAGGCUUCUAAUUCUUCUUCUACUGCUACCCUUCCUAUAACUAAUGAUUCUAAUGGCAAUGGCAUUGCUAUUCCAGCUUCUAAUUAUCAAGAUGGCAAGAAGCCAGCUAAUUUGGAAGAGAUUCUGUGCACUGAAGAUGAUGGCAAGAGUGCUCCUUCGGAGACAGAUCCUCUCAUUUCUGCGAAAUGAGUGGGAGUUGGAGAUCUUUUUGAUGGGGUUUUUUUGGAGUGCCUUUCCCCUUAUUUGUUUUCGGCUUGUUUUUAUUACUCUAAUCUCAUGUAUUUAGUUGACACUAUAGAUAUGAAACUAUUUUUCCAUUUUUG
This is a messenger RNA of Elaeis guineensis (African oil palm), 1891 nucleotides long. RefSeq names its product protein DETOXIFICATION 48-like. Gene Ontology annotation, biological process: xenobiotic detoxification by transmembrane export across the plasma membrane. The record is from RefSeq and is a predicted model, not a curated record. Lineage: Eukaryota; Viridiplantae; Streptophyta; Magnoliopsida; Arecales; Arecaceae. Gene Ontology annotation, cellular component: membrane. Gene Ontology annotation, molecular function: xenobiotic transmembrane transporter activity; antiporter activity.